This is a messenger RNA of Lytechinus variegatus (green sea urchin), 2875 nucleotides long. Its product is annotated as spliceosome RNA helicase Ddx39b. The coding region runs from base 111 to 1394 and encodes 427 amino acids. NCBI's taxonomy places the organism in Eukaryota, Metazoa, Echinodermata, Echinoidea, Temnopleuroida, Toxopneustidae. The record is from RefSeq and is a predicted model, not a curated record. Gene Ontology annotation, biological process: mRNA export from nucleus; mRNA splicing, via spliceosome. Gene Ontology annotation, molecular function: RNA binding; RNA helicase activity; ATP binding. The transcript is spliced from 10 exons.
ACCAAAGCCCUCUAUCAGAUUAAACUGACCCGUACCCGCUUGCGCUUUGUUGUUUUCUGCCGGCAUCUCUCGUCUAAGCUCCAGUGCAAACCAAGAAAAACAAAGUCAAAAUGGCUGAUGAAAAUGAUCAAGAGCUUUUGGAUUACGAAGAUGAGGAGGCACAAGAGACUGCUGAUGCUGGUGGAGAUGCAGUAAAACAGCAGAAGGAAACAAAAGCUAAGGGUUACGUAUCAAUCCACAGUUCAGGAUUCAGAGAUUUCUUGCUGAAACCAGAGCUUCUCAGAGCCAUUGUUGAUUGUGGUUUUGAACAUCCGUCAGAAGUUCAGCAUGAAUGCAUUCCACAAGCAAUCUUGGGUAUGGAUGUUUUGUGUCAAGCUAAAAGUGGUAUGGGUAAAACAGCCGUAUUCGUUCUAGCUACCCUUCAACAGUUAGAUCCUGUCGAUGGCCAGGUCUCUGUACUGGUCAUGUGUCACACGCGUGAGCUGGCUUUCCAGAUUGCCAAAGAAUAUGAACGGUUCAGUAAGUACAUGCCAACUGUCAAGGUUGGUGUGUUCUUUGGAGGCGUUAGCAUCAAGAAGGAUGAGCAAACCAUCAAAACAAAUUGCCCUCACAUCGUAGUAGGUACACCCGGAAGGACGCUUGCCCUUGGACGUCAGAAGAUCCUCAAUCUCAAACAUGUGAAGCACUUCAUCCUGGACGAAUGUGACAAGAUGCUUGAAGAACUUGAUAUGAGACGAGAUGUCCAGGAGAUUUUCCGCAUGACACCCCAUGAGAAGCAAGUCAUGAUGUUCAGUGCUACCCUCAGCAAAGAAGUGCGACCUGUCUGCAAGAAAUUCAUGCAAGAUCCAAUGGAGGUUUAUGUGGAUGAUGAAACCAAGUUGACACUCCAUGGUCUUCAACAGUACUACGUCAAACUCAAGGACAAUGAGAAGAACAGGAAGCUAUUUGAUCUUCUAGAUGUCUUAGAAUUCAACCAGGUUGUCAUCUUUGUAAAGAGUGUACAACGAUGCAUUGCACUCUGCUCUCUUCUGGUGGAGCAAAACUUCCCUGCCAUUGGUAUCCAUAGAUCCAUGCAACAAGACGAAAGGUUAGCAAGAUACCAAGCUUUCAAGACCUUCCAGAAGCGUAUCCUAGUCGCUACUAACCUCUUUGGUCGUGGAAUGGAUAUUGAGAGAGUUAACAUUGUCUUCAAUUAUGACAUGCCAGAGGAUUCAGAUACCUACCUCCAUAGAGUCGCUCGAGCUGGACGUUUUGGCACCAAAGGUUUGGCUGUCACGUUUGUUUCAGAUGAGGAAGAUGCUAAGAUCCUGAAUGAUGUCCAAGAUCGAUUUGAAGUCAAUAUUGGUGAACUACCAGAAGAGAUAGAUAUGGCUUCAUACAUUGAACAAGCCUAAUUUGGACAUCUGUAUUAUGAUCUAAUAUCUUCAAUCAGCCUAUUGGUGGCACUCUCUCAUGAUAUACUGGCACUCUGGAGGUUAUCUGAUGAUAGUGCUUAUUCUAUAUUUUUGUAAAUAAAUGUUUGUAUUUUCCCUGUAAGGUGUUGCAUCUGUACAAAAUCAAAUUCCACUAAAUGUAGUGAUACCAGCAGGGUUUUUUUUCACUAUGGUCUGUGUGUUGUAGAAGUGUUUUGUUCCAUGCAUGAAAGCCAGGUUUCCUUCAGAUCAUUUUUCUCAUUCAAGAUAACCAGAAAGAAGAUAUAACAAAGAGAAUGCACAAACUUGAUUGAUAGCGGAAAGUGUACACUUUGCAUUUCUACAAAUCCUCUCUUUUUUUUUUCUAAGUGAACAUUUCGCAAUUUGACUGAAGCUUACUCUAAACAAAGAAUGUGAUGGAGAUUAUGUUGUCGAAAUUUACGAAUGAAUGGAAUAAUGACAUAUCUUUCUGUGAUGUUUUCAACAAAGAAAUAUUUUUAAUGAGUUUUUCAGCUUGGAGUCAUGAAAAAUGAGCAUUUCUGAGAGAAUAUAAUAUUUUAUAUGUACAGUUACUUGAAAUAACUUUUUAAUAUGGACUAUGAGUUGUGUUGUGUGAUCAGACAAAAUUGUCCAUAAAACAUCUUAAAGUAACAUUUUCUUACAUAUUACACCCUGACACCAUUCAUCUUAGAGUUGUGAUAUAUUUUGAAUUUAGAAAUACAAGUACUGGUUUUCAAAUUUCUGUAUUUGAGCUGUAACUCUUAAAAAAUACAACUUACAAAUAAUUAAACAUUUAUUUGUACCAUUUUGAGUAAGCUGUAGUUAAUUACCUGCACUUAAUAGUUGAUAACAUUUAGUAUAAUAAAGUUUUUAGAUGGUGGCUAUGUAAAUGUCUGGAUAUGUGAGUGCUUUUGAGCCAAAGCUUCAAAUAUUUGACAUUUGUAAACAAUGUGUAUGCUACUGACUACAUGGUAAUAGUUGGUUUGAGGAAACAUACUGCACCUGUUCUACUUCUAAUCACAACUGGAUUGUUGUUUUAUGUCAUCAUAAUGAACUUAGUUUUCAGCUUCCUCUAGAUGUUGGUGCAGAAAAAAGAUGUAUUGCAGUCAAAUUGUUCAUUCUACAUUGGUAUGAUAACUUGUAGAUAUUAUGCAAACAGCUAUAGUACCUCAGAUUUGUGAGAUAAAGAGGGGGCAAACCAUAUUAUUGUACAAGUAACAUAAAUUAUGACCAUAAAUUUCAUAACUAUCAUUGUUUGGCUUUCAUGAAAAUGCCUUUCUUUUUUAAUUCUAAUCUCUGACUCGCAUGGUAAGUUAGUUCUAAAUUCCUCACUGACCUAAAAACAUUUACCAACAUGUGAACGAGACAGAAUUUUUUAAUUUGUGUCUGUGGGUAUUUGCUAAAUUUCAUGAUGUGUAAGAAGAGAUUAUCAUUUUCGUAAUAAAGUAUUGUUGAGAAUUUUA